GACAGCAGAAAAGAAGAAAUGUCCAUGCCCAGCAUCAUCAUUUUAGCUCCUUCAAACCCACCUCUCUGUUAUCAUAUUAAUUCUCUCCGCCAACUCAUUCUCCCUCUUUUCUCUUUCUCACACGCUUUUCAUGCAUUUUCAAUUAAUGCACCAUCUUCUUCACCCCCAACCACAACCUCUCUGCUCUCCACUGCUUUUACCCCUCUUGCUCAAAUUUAAAGAAACUGUUGGGCUCACAUUUGCUUCAUGCAACAACAAGCUGUCUUGGUUACCGGUCCACAUCAUCUUCAAACCAACUUGAUGUUUGACUGAGAGAAGAAGGGACCCAGAAUCUAUAUUCACUUAUUCAGAAUCUUGUGACUCUUCCUAACUGUCUUUUGCUUGGUCAAAUACUAUCUGAUCUGUCAAAUAUUAUUGAGAUUGAUUCUGGUCUACCAAGAAGAAGAAGGCUGUUCUUCGAUUUAAUCCAGAUGGUCUGUUGCUUCCGGGUCUGAUAUAAUGGGGGGUUGUGUCUCGAUUAGUAGCAGGAGUAAUGGAGAAAGGAUAUCUCCUUCGUGUCUGUGGAUAGACAUGUUUCGGCGCAAGAGGAGUAGGAGGACAUUUUCUGACCACGGCACAACAUUGCAACAUCUAUCCGCUGUCCCUAACCGGAUAAUCACCAACGGGAGGAGCAGCAGUUCUUGCAUAUUUACUCAGCAAGGCCGGAAAGGCAUAAACCAGGACGCUAUGAUCGUAUGGGAAGAUUUUAUGGAAGAGGAUGUUACCUUCUGUGGUGUCUACGAUGGCCAUGGUCCCCACGGACAUAUGGUGGCUCGGAAAGUCAGGGACACGCUGCCGCUGAAGCUCUCCUCUUUUAUGAACUCAUCCGAGUCAAAGAAGAAUGGUUCAAGCGCGAAUUGCUGUAAUGGGAAUGUGAAAUCAGAUGUGGUAGAUCCCAUGAAGGAUACACCUGUCGAGGAGGGAGUGGAGUCUUUCUGGGGAGACGCUUUUCUGAAAGCAUAUAAGUCGAUGGACAAAGAGUUGAGAUCCCAUCCUAACUUGGAUUGCUUCUGCAGUGGCAGCACCGCUGUGUCGGUUAUAAAACAGGGUCAAAAUCUUUUCAUUGGAAAUAUUGGUGACUCUAGAGCUAUUUUGGGAUCUAAAGAUAGCAAUGAUGUGAUGGUGGCAAUCCAAUUAACAGUUGAUCUAAAGCCCGAUCUGCCUAAGGAGGCAGAGAGGAUUAAGAGGUGUAAAGGUCGAGUUUUUGCUUUACAAGACGAGCCUGAAGUACAAAGAGUGUGGCUGCCAUUUGAUGAUGCCCCUGGUCUAGCAAUGGCUCGAGCGUUUGGGGAUUUUUGUUUGAAGGAAUACGGAGUUAUCUCUGUCCCUGAAUUCUCUUAUCGAACUCUCAGUGACCGAGACAAGUUCGUUGUUCUUGCUUCAGAUGGGGUAUGGGAUGUCCUUAGCAACGAGGAAGUGGUCGAGAUAGUAUCAUCGUCCCCAACGAGAUCCUCAGCUGCCCGUAUCCUAGUCGAGAACGCUGCCCGCGAAUGGAAAGCCAAGUAUCCGACAUCAAAGAUGGACGACUGUGCUGUCGUCUGCUUAUUCCUGGACGGGAAGAUGGACACGGAGUCCGAUUACGAGGAGCAGGGCUUCUCCUCAGCAACCCUCCAGAGCAACCACUCGGGCAACGUCGUGGAAUCAGACGAUGGCCAGCACUCCGAGCCAUGCCUGCAGCGGAACAACACUGUCAGGUCGUCGGAGGACAACGAGCACUACAGCAGGGUGCCGGUUGUGGCGGACGAUGGGGAGAACGCCGGUGGCAGCGAGGAUCAGAACUGGUCGGGUUUGGAAGGCGUGACCAGAGUGAACUCUCUUGUUCAGCUUCCCAGAUUCUCCGAGGAAAAGCCGAGGCCGUAACGACGUCGUUUAAGUGACUUGUUUAGUUGUAACACUGCUGUGUUAUGUUUGAAAAGUACAAGAAAUGUGUUCUACUAUUUUUUUCUUUUUUUUUCUUUUUCUAAAAUUUGAUCAAAUUUAUUUAUGGUUCUGGCAUA
Messenger RNA from Salvia hispanica, 2036 nucleotides. RefSeq names its product putative protein phosphatase 2C 52. Gene Ontology annotation, molecular function: protein serine/threonine phosphatase activity. Lineage: Eukaryota; Viridiplantae; Streptophyta; Magnoliopsida; Lamiales; Lamiaceae. The record is from RefSeq and is a predicted model, not a curated record. Gene Ontology annotation, biological process: protein dephosphorylation.